Molecule: messenger RNA, 890 nt
Organism: Sorghum bicolor (sorghum)
Lineage: Eukaryota; Viridiplantae; Streptophyta; Magnoliopsida; Poales; Poaceae
Exons: 1
Coding region: 140-712 (190 amino acids)
Biological process (GO): response to desiccation
Cellular component (GO): plasma membrane
Source: RefSeq, a predicted model, not a curated record
UGGUUCACGAAUCAACGUCAACUGUCAAGUGUGGACGGAUCAGGUCGCCGUCACCAAAGCCGCCUACACACACACACAACAGAAGGAGGCCUCCACCUCCUCCAGGCUUCCCAACAAGGAGCCACCGGCCACCUUCGUCAUGGGCAGCGCGUCGCCGCCUUCGUCGCGCCGGCGGUGGAGCUGGGGCUCGGCGCUGGCCGGCGCGGCGACGACGGCCGCCGCCACGGCGCUGGUGCUGUGCCGGCCGCGGGACCCUCGGUUCGAGCUCAUCUCCAUCAGCCUGUCCGCCUUCCACUUCCGCGCGCCGGCGGCGCUGGACAUCGGCCUCACCCUCACCGUGCACGCCACCAACCCCAACGUCGUGCCGGUCCGCUACGGGGCCUCCACCGUCUCCAUCCUCUACGGCGGCGCGCACCUCGGCACCGCCCGCCUCGACGCCGGCGAGCAGCCCGCCACCUCGUGCCGCCUGCUCCACCUCCCGGCGCGCCUCGACGGCGUCGAGCUCGCGCACCGCGCCCGCGCCAUCCUCUCCGACGUCGCCCGCCGCCACAUGGAGCUCGACGCCGCCGUCGAGAUCGCCGGCGAGGCCGCGGUGCUGCUCUGGUCACGCCCCUUCUCCGUCCGCAUCGACAGCCACAUCACCGUCGACCCCGUCUUCCUGGAAGUGGUCGAGCAGGAGAACCGCUCCGAGAUGCAGCUCUAUCUCGCCUGAAUUUUUACCAACUAGUGUAGAUGGAUGAUGGUGCCCAAAACUCAUCUCUAGUCUUGUCAAAAACCCUAUCGCUUAUUUUGUAAUUUGUGCAAUGCUCAAAAGUCAAAACCUUAUCAUUUGUCUGCACAAUGCAACGCAACAUUCAGAUUCCAAUGCAAUUCAAGCUAAAUUUCACAAA